Messenger RNA from Dendroctonus ponderosae (mountain pine beetle), 931 nucleotides. RefSeq names its product dnaJ homolog subfamily C member 4. Gene Ontology annotation, molecular function: Hsp70 protein binding. Lineage: Eukaryota; Metazoa; Arthropoda; Insecta; Coleoptera; Curculionidae. The record is from RefSeq and is a predicted model, not a curated record. Bases 207 to 857 code for a protein of 216 amino acids. Gene Ontology annotation, cellular component: endoplasmic reticulum membrane. Gene Ontology annotation, biological process: cellular response to misfolded protein. The transcript has 5 exons.
CGCUUAAGUGGAAACUGUAAAAUUGUCUCUUCAUUCAAUUUAUCUUGGAACAAAUGGUCACAGAUGGCGGGUCUGCGCUCCCAGAAACAUGGGUACGCGCAUGGCAAUAUGAGUGAGCCCCCCAUGGGUUAUGUCGCGUUAUGUCAUAAAAUUUGAAGUUUUUUUUAAAUUCACUAAUUUUUUGAGUGAUUUUACCCCAUUUAGGAAUGAAUCAAAAUUUCAGUGCUCUAGCAAUAAAAAAGGCCUACUUGAAGGCAUCGAAACUGUUUCAUAGCAGCAGCAACAAUUUCGCAAAUCACUACGAUACAUUGAAACUGCAGCGCAAUUGUACCUCGCAGCAGAUCAGAGAUUCGUUCAUCCGACUCUCGAAGAAGAUCCAUCCGGACCUCAACAAAAGCCCCAACGCUCAUACAAACUUCCUGAAGGUUCAGGAAGCUUACAAUGUCUUAAGCAAGCCCCAUUUGAGGGCCAGUUAUGACUUGGAAUUGGCACACCCAGGGUACCGCUAUGAAAGUGGCCGUCAAUGGCGGUACGGCCCCGUUUAUAGAAACCCCUGGUCUUUUUACCGCAACCGCAAAACCUACCAAGAAUAUAAGAGCGAUAUGCCGCGACCUAAAAGCGGUUUUGUGGCUAUGUGUGUUGUGGCAGCAGUCGCAAUGGCUUUUACCGUCGAAAUUCUCGUCGUAAGGUUUAUGUUGUUGAGGCAACAGGAGUUCGCGCAGAAAAGAACCGCCGAUAUUCAAAAGAUCCUGAAUGAGGUGGAGGAAAGGGCGAAAGCCAACGGGCUGGAGGCUCAGCUGGAGAUUUAUCAAAAGCAAUAUGAAGAGAUGGAGCGAUUGAGAACCACUGGAAAUUAGAUCCAGGUUCCACCUGUACAUAUUUUUGCUUGAUUUUUUUUGUUAAAUGGAAAUAAAACACUGAAUGAAUACCA